GGGUGGGAGCGACAUGGGCAAAACAUCCUAUCACAAGAAAGCCAAGAAGCAUAAAAAGGAAAAGAAACGACACAGUAAAGAUACCCGUGAACACAGCCGGUUGGUUGAAUACGACAAUGUGUCUUCCGGCUCUAGCCUGGAAGAGGAAGAGGGCGUUGUGGACUCAUCUCCGGAACGCAAGCGUUUGCGCGAGCCCGUAUCUAACGAUAAGCACGACAACAGUAACAGCAGCAGUGGCAAGCACAAAAGCAGUAGUCGAUACUCACCCCUACCAAGCUCCACGCCUCCACGAGGAAGUCGUUAUUCGUCGUAUGAGAGCUCGUCGUACUCCAACACCGAGUAUCGUUCCUCCUCAAACUACGUGUCAUCAUCGUCGCGCGAGCCCGCCGCAGACUCAUACUCGAAGACCUAUGAUCGUCAUCCCCCGACAUCGUCGCGGUACCGUUCGUUGCGAAGUCCCAGCCCGUUGACGAGAUCGCGUCGUACUCCGCCUGUGUCGAAAAAAUAUCAGAGUUACCGUGACCACCACUCACCCAGUCCGUCACCAUACUCGCGGCGAGGCCAUUCCCGUUCCCGAAGCCGAACGCCAGCUGGCAAUGGCGGUAGUUACCGAGACCGCAGCUCACGGGGUACUGGUGGUCGCAAAAGCCGUGCGAGGUCGCCUUCUCCUCCGACCCCCCCUCGGAGACUGAGCCAUCGGCCGAGGCGGCAGAGUCAAUCACUUUCUCCUGACGACAGCUUCUCCUCUUCCUCGCUUGCUUCCGAGCUGAGAAAGCUUCCGAAGGGAAAGAAUCUUGCAAUGCGGCACACAGCACCGUCCUCUUCGUCGCCGCUGGCAAAGCCAGUCCCGCCUCCAACGAUGGUCGAUGGACCUCCUCCGAUGAAAGAAGAUCUGUGGCCACCAACGCAGCCACCUCUGCCCCGUUCCCCGCCGCCUGUGCCGACAUUGACUACGACGAUGACAAUGACGACGACAACGAUUGAGAGGCAACCCACACCCCCUAGGAAGGGUGUAAAGGAACUUCCCAUGCCUCCUGGCAUUAAUGUCGAAGAUUUACGCCGAGAUCAGCAUCGGACGUUCGCCGAAAGAAACGGCCGAACGGAACAAUCGUCGUUAGCGUCUGGCUCGAUGGAGACCUUUCGACGACCGACGAUUCUAGCGCGGAACGCGUUUGACGAUGACCUGCCUAACUGGGGCGAACGUUGCGUUGACGUUUUUGACAUUGUUCAGCAAAUCGGCGAAGGUACAUAUGGGCAAGUGUAUAAAGCCCAAGACCGCAAUUCUGGCGUGAUGGUCGCGCUCAAAAAGGUGCGCAUGGAGAAUGAAAAAGAAGGGUUCCCUAUCACGGCGAUUCGAGAGAUUAAGAUUCUACGUCAGCUCAAUCAUCCCUCAAUCGUUAACCUUAUGGAGGUCGUUACUGACAAAUCGGAUGCUCUCGAUUUCCGAAAAGAUAAGGGCGCUUUCUAUCUCGUUUUUGAAUACAUGGAUCACGAUCUGAUGGGUCUGCUUGAGUCCGGGCUUGUCGACUUCAAACCGGGCCAUAUCGCCUCGUUCAUGAAGCAGCUUCUCGAAGGCCUAUCGUACUGCCACCGUAAGAACUUUCUUCAUCGAGAUAUUAAGUGUUCAAAUAUUCUCAUGAACAACCAGGGCCAAAUAAAACUAGCUGACUUUGGCCUUGCACGGUACUACAAUGCUGAAGAUAAGGAUCGGCCAUACACAAACAAGGUGAUAACACUAUGGUACCGCCCGCCCGAGUUGCUAUUGGGCGAAGAGCGCUAUGGGCCUGCUAUUGACGUAUGGAGCUGUGGCUGCAUACUUGGCGAGCUCUUCACCAAAGAGCCUUUAUUCAAAGCAAGCCAAGAAAUGCAGCAACUGGAUAUCAUUUCACAGGUUUGCGGUACGCCUACACCAGCCGUGUGGCCUCGCGUCAUACAACUACCUCUGUUCGCCCAGUUCAAACCAAAAAAGCAACAUCCACGACGAGUGCGACAAAAGUUCUGCUUUAUGCCACAGCAAGCUUUAGACUUGCUCGAUCAAAUGCUGGAACUUGAUCCAGAACGGCGAAUUACAGCUGACAAUGCACUUCGAUGUCCAUGGCUGAGCUCCGUGCAGCCAGGCGAGUUACGGCCUCCUGAGCUUCCGCGUUACCAGGAUUGCCACGAAAUGUGGUCUAAGAAACGAAAACGAAUGUUACGUAUGCAAGAGCAGCAGCAAGCUAUGCAUGCCGUUCAGCAGCAACAGCAACAGCUGAUGCAGGAUGAAAAUGGAAGCAACAACAACGACGUCAACAGCGGAAAUAACAACACCAGUAAUAACAACAGCAACUCAAUGACAAACAGUGGAAGUAGCAGUACCGCGUUAAGAAACGGUGCCGGAUAGCGGUGAAACCAAUGCACCGAAUAGUGGUUGAACUGAGAUAUGGAUGGUCUGUUGUUUAGGGGUACUACAAUGUAAAGGGAAGCUAGAAAAAAUGGCACAAAAGACACGAGCGUAAUAGUGAUAGUGGCAAAUGAGUAAAGGUUAAUACAUCCAGAGUGAAAAUAAUGAAGAAGAGAGAUUAAAGAGUAUGAAAUGAAAUAACUAACAAACGAAGUCGAGCAGAAAGUGUCAGUCAUGUCAAUGACCAUGAUGAUGAUAAUGGUGGUGGCGAUGAUGAUGAAUUGUGAGACUUGCGUAGUAGUGGUAGUGGCGGUGCAGUGGCAGCGGAAGAUGAUGUUCCUUGGUGGAAGGAGGGUCUGAGACGUUGUUGACCACGCUCAGGGGACGCAGGGUUCAUGAUGAGCAUAAUUCGGAUUGAUGUGUUAGGGGUGUCUCACGUAAUUGUUGUAAAUAGUCGUCUAUGGGUGAUUUUCGUUGACCGUCUGAUAGACUGAUGGGUACUAGGGAGAGUGGCAGGUAAAAGAGAAGCUGUUGGAUGGCACAGACUACGAGCAAGCGUACGUCUCUGAGUACGUGCGUGCAUGCGCGGAUGAGUCAGUUUUUUUCUUCUUUAUUAUUGAUGAUGAUGAUCCCUGGCAGUUGUCCGGAGGGAAGCGCAACACGACAAGAGUCGUUUUGUGGUUGAUAUAUGGAGAAGAAGUUAACUGUUUGUUGUUGCCUUUCCGAUUUGUAUUCGCCUGAAAAUAUACAACUCUCUCUUUACGACGCAUACAAAUCUCGACACGUGAAUAUUUACAUAUGACAGUGAUGCAGCUGAUGUUUAUCCUGUACUGAUAGCGCGGCUGCUACCACUGUUUCACUAGAUAAUGAAAAGAAAGCAAAUAGAAAUAUAGAUUGUCUACUUUAAUAAUAAGAUGCCCUUAAUUGUAGGGCAAUAUGAUUGACAUUUUUGACUUUGAAACGACAACAACUACAGUAACGACAGCAACAAACGUUCAACAAGCAUUCAGAAAAAUAUUACACUGUAUAGAAUGAUGUGCUAAAAUAUCUCUUUAUAAAAACCUCUAAAGAAAUGAGGCGGCAUUAUAUUUUGUUGAUGCUUAAUGAGGAACUGACAAUAAUACUAGUAUUAACAAUAUGGUAAUAAUAAUUAUAAUUAUUAUGCUGUCCUGUUAGCUGAGGUGAACGCGUUUAACUGUCGUCCAACUGUGAGACCAUUUGGGGCGCUGGAUAUUUCCCACUUUAGACGUACAUUUGCUACAACAACUACUACUAAAUGUGGACAGUAGUAUGAGUUAUAGAGGAAAAGUUAGUCGGGGUUGUAGUAUUACAGGGGUGAUGACGGUAAAUAGUCCUGAUGCGUGCAUGCAUGCAUCCAAAGAAGUCAGUCAGUGAGGGAAAGAGGCAGGUGGCACGAGGCGGUUUUUAUAAGCCGCAGAAGUUCUAUCUGGGCAUUCUUUGCAAACUGAGGGACUAACGGUAACCCUUUUAAGUCAGGCGUAUGAAUGGAUGAACGUUGGAUCGGGCGGGUAGCAGCUAGGGAAGGGGUAUCAAAAAAGAGGCUUAUGAUGGAUGUUCUUUGUAUAGUGUAGCGAUCAAGUUAAUUAUUUAGAUUUUGAAGAUGUUUACGGUGGAAUGUAAGAGAUAGAAAACGUUUUGCCAACAGUAAUAUGUGAACGGGGGACAAAAACGAAGGAUGUGCUUAAGGACACUUUGAAGGUGAACACCCAAGGCGCGCACCAAGAACCCCCAAAAACCACCCAACGAACAAACAUCUCCGCUGCUUACGUGAAAUUUUUGCGGCUGACAAUGAUGAACCACUUUGGUAAUGAUCACGAUUUAUUGACUAAUUAUUGACUUAUUCACUGCACUACUAUAGAUUGUGAACUGCUCGAAUUCGAAAUUGUAAAAAGGUGACUUGUUAUUGUAUAUUUUCUUUAUUACAAAUGAGAGCAAGAGCGUAAGAAAGCAGAACACUAAAAGGGAGAUUGAGGACACGAUAGAAGCAAGUAGGGAAAAAUCGAGUGCCGGCGGCCAUAUGGACAAACAGGCACACAUUGACUGACUGAGAACGAGCUGCAGGGAGGAAGGAUUAGGUAUUUAUUAUGGAGAAAAUAUAUAUAUAUUACAUAAAUGAUUAAUAUUGUCGCCCUCCCGGAAGCAGAAAACGAGAAAAAUACACAAAAACAAACCAGGAGGAAAAUGUAUCGAUAGGAGCUACGGAACGAUCGAUGAUAACGCUGGGGAAUAAAAAGACGACAAUACAGAAGGUGAUGAUAAUGGAAAAAGCGAAAUUGGACGAGCGCUAAAGCGGGCACUAAAAUGUACAUUUUUUGGUA
Varroa destructor (honeybee mite) is the source of this 4719-nucleotide messenger RNA. Its product is annotated as peptide chain release factor 1-like, mitochondrial. Gene Ontology annotation, cellular component: nucleus; cyclin/CDK positive transcription elongation factor complex. The record is from RefSeq and is a predicted model, not a curated record. Gene Ontology annotation, molecular function: ATP binding; cyclin binding; RNA polymerase II CTD heptapeptide repeat kinase activity. Gene Ontology annotation, biological process: positive regulation of transcription elongation by RNA polymerase II; protein phosphorylation; translational termination. NCBI's taxonomy places the organism in Eukaryota, Metazoa, Arthropoda, Arachnida, Mesostigmata, Varroidae.